AUUAAUCAAGAAAUUGGGUUGGCUGCUCAAAAUGCUACAAAUCUCGAAAAUGCACUUAUUUUAUUAACCCCAAACACGAAUAUUGAAAAAGAUCCCGAAAUUCAGAAAUUGGUUCGUAAAUGCAAAGAUUCAUCCGAACAAUUAGUUAAAAUUAUACCAACUGUCAUGGAUGAUGAUAAAAUGGGUCCUUUAUUACAAUCAAAUGAUCAAGUACAAGCUGCUUUAUCAAAAUAUUCGGAGCACUGUGAGUCUUUCUCACAAAAUUCAAACUCGAAAAACAUUUCAUCAGAAAUAAAGCAAAAAAAAAUUACAUUCCAAUCACAAGAUUCUGCCAAGAUACACAAAGAUCUUGACCUCAUUGAUUUUGACGCAUUUUAUACAUCAAAUCAUUCUGCGAAUGACAAUAUAGUUUAUGAUAAUAGUUUGCUUGAUGAUCCAUUUGCAGAUCCCUUUUCUGAUCCAAUGGAAACAGACAUUAAUAACAAUAAAUCGAAGAAAAAACUUGAAUGGACUGAGGUCUGA
Racocetra persica is the source of this 522-nucleotide messenger RNA. Lineage: Eukaryota; Fungi; Glomeromycota; Glomeromycetes; Diversisporales; Gigasporaceae. The record is from the annotation of a GenBank genome assembly.